This is a messenger RNA of Brassica oleracea var. oleracea, 1557 nucleotides long. Its product is annotated as dof zinc finger protein DOF5.1. The transcript is spliced from 2 exons. Gene Ontology annotation, biological process: regulation of DNA-templated transcription. The coding region runs from base 78 to 1289 and encodes 403 amino acids. Gene Ontology annotation, molecular function: DNA binding; DNA-binding transcription factor activity. NCBI's taxonomy places the organism in Eukaryota, Viridiplantae, Streptophyta, Magnoliopsida, Brassicales, Brassicaceae. The record is from RefSeq and is a predicted model, not a curated record.
UGCUCAAAAACAAAAAAAAAAACAAAAAGACAAGAAAAAAAUAAAGAGAAGAGAUCAUCAAAGGAGAAAGAUCAAAGAUGGUUUUUUCUUCAUUUCCUAGUUAUCCUGAUUCAUCAAACUGGCAACAACAACAUCAACCAAUCACAACCACCGUUGGAUUCACGGGAAACAACAACAUCAGCCAGCAAUUCCUCCCUCACCAUCCCCUCCCACCGCAACCGCAACCGCAACAAACCCCUCCACCGCUUCACAACAAUGGUAACGGUGGAGGAGGUGGUGGACCUGGAGGAUUAAUACGGCCAGGUUCGAUGGCUGAAAGGGCAAGGCUAGCCAACAUACCACUGCCGGAAACAGCCUUAAAAUGUCCAAGAUGUGACUCAACUAACACCAAAUUCUGCUACUUCAACAACUACAAUCUCACUCAACCUCGCCACUUUUGCAAAGGCUGCCGCCGUUACUGGACACGUGGCGGUGCUCUAAGGAGCGUUCCUGUUGGUGGUGGUUGCCGUAGAAACAAAAGAACCAAAAACAGCGGCGGUAGCAGCAGUAGCGGCAACAGUAAGUCUCAAGAUAGCACCACAAGCAACGACCAAUACCACCACCGAGCCAUGGCUAAUAAUCAAAUGGGACCACCUUCUUCGACUUCUCUGAGCUCGUUGCUAUCUUCUUACAACGCUGGAUUGAUCCCCGGACAUGAUCAUAACAACAAUAACAACAACAUACUUGAACUUGGAUCAUCUUUGUCUCCUCUCAAGCUCAUGCAUCCUUCAGACUUCACCGACAACUUCACCUUACAAUACGGCGCAGUUUCAGCUCCUUCUUAUCAUACAGGCGGUGGAAGCAGCGGCGGAAGCGGUGGUGGAGGAGCUUCGACUAUAUUGACCGGUUUGGACCAGUGGAGGUUCCCGGCAACACAUCACCAACUUCCUUUGCUAGGUGGUUUAGAAACUUCUUCAUCUUCCGGGUUAUACCCGUUUGAUCAUCAGAAUCCGGGUUAUGGAUUAGUCACUGGAUCGGGUCAGUACCGACCUAAGAACAUCUUCCAUAACCUUGUUUCCUCUUCUUCUUCUUCUGCUUCGUCAGCUAUGGUUACAGCCACAGCAUCGCAGUUAGCUUCAGUGAAAAUGGAAGAUAGUAACAAUCAACUCAACAUGUCUAGACAACUUUUUGGAAACGAACAAGAGCUUUGGAAUAUUCAUGGGACUGCAGCAUCAACCGCAGCCGCAACAACUAGUUCGUGGAGUGAUGUCUCUAAUAACUUCAGUUCUUCUUCUACUAGCAAUAUAUAAUCUUAAUCUAAUAUGUGUGAUGGCGAUACUAUUAUUAAUUUCUUAUUGGGCGUGUUAUGAUCUUAUGUACUUAGUUCGAAGUUAGUACAUCGAUCGAUCUUGUAGGUUUUCGUUUUUAAAAAAAAAAAUAUUAUAUUACAACUAGUUUUGGGGUUUUAAUUUGUUUUUGGUUUUUGGAUUCUCUUGGUUGUUUUUCAAGUUUAAAAUUAGGGCUUCUUCUAUUGCAUACUAUUUUAUUUUCUUCGAGUAGUCCGGUAUUCAAAUUAGU